CCUCGUCAGUUCAGGUGGCGCAGCGGUGCGUGCAAUCCACAGACAGACGCGAGCGGAGAGCCAAGAAAAUACGCGAGGCGGCGGCGCGGCGCGGCGGGGGAGAUGGCGGUGACGAUCCAGUCGGUGAAGGCGCGGCAGAUCUUCGACAGCCGCGGGAACCCCACCGUGGAGGUGGACGUGGGGCUCAGCGAUGGGAGUUUCGCGAGGGGCGCCGUGCCGAGCGGCGCCUCCACUGGAAUAUAUGAGGCCUUGGAGUUGAGAGAUGGAGGAUCUGAUUAUCUUGGCAAAGGUGUACUUAAGGCUGUGAACAAUGUAAACACUAUUAUUGGACCAGCACUCAUUGGAAAGGAUCCCACUGAGCAAGUUGACAUUGAUAACUUCAUGGUUCAGCAGCUUGAUGGAACCUCCAACAACUGGGGCUGGUGCAAACAAAAACUUGGAGCAAAUGCUAUUCUCGCGGUUUCACUUGCUGUGUGCAAAGCAGGAGCCAUGGUGAAGAAGAUUCCCCUUUACCAGCACAUUGCAAAUCUUGCUGGAAAUAAGACACUCGUGCUGCCUGUACCUGCUUUCAAUGUGAUAAAUGGAGGAUCCCACGCUGGAAACAAACUUGCCAUGCAGGAAUUCAUGAUCCUCCCUACUGGUGCCUCCUCGUUCAAGGAGGCCAUGAAGAUGGGAGUUGAGGUGUACCACCACCUGAAGAGUAUAAUCAAGAAGAAGUAUGGCCAAGAUGCCACAAAUGUUGGGGAUGAAGGCGGCUUUGCACCUAACAUUCAGGAAAACAAAGAGGGCCUCGAACUGUUGAAGACAGCAAUAGCUAAGGCUGGCUACACAGGCAAAGUGGUCAUUGGAAUGGAUGUUGCAGCUUCUGAAUUUUAUACUGAAAAGGACAAGACUUACGAUCUUAACUUCAAGGAGGAUAACAACGAUGGUUCGCACAAAAUUUCAGGCGACAAACUGAAAGAUGUGUACAAGUCCUUCGUUUCUGAGUACCCUAUUGUUUCGAUCGAAGAUCCAUUCGAUCAGGAUGACUGGACUACCUAUGCCAAACUUACUGAUGAGAUUGGACAGAAAGUGCAGAUUGUAGGGGAUGACCUUCUUGUUACUAACCCCACAAGGGUUGCGAAGGCAAUUAGUGAAAAUACAUGCAAUGCUCUUCUCUUGAAGGUGAAUCAAAUAGGCUCAGUUACUGAGAGUAUUGAAGCUGUUAGAAUGUCCAAGCGUGCUGGAUGGGGAGUGAUGGCCAGCCAUAGGAGUGGCGAGACAGAGGAUACCUUCAUUGCUGACCUCUCGGUUGGUCUGUCUACGGGUCAAAUCAAGACAGGAGCUCCCUGUCGGUCUGAGCGUCUAGCCAAAUACAAUCAACUGCUCAGGAUCGAAGAAGAGCUCGGCGACGCGGCAGUAUACGCUGGACUAAAAUUCAGAGCCCCAGUGGAGCCCUACUAAACCCUUCGUGUGAUCUGAAUCAAGGCGGUGAUGCUGUUGGCCUAUUUCUGUUCGGAUACAAGUCUACAAGCGCAAUAAAACCUCUUUUUUGAAAGAACAUUGUUACUACCUCUUGUCAGUCCCAGAGAUAAUGGUUUAGUUACCCUGGCUAUUUCGUUCAGAACCGGAUUGUUUACUACUACUUUGGUUUCUUGUCACAGUUGUGCACCAAUAUAAGAUCAAUAAAAGAUACUAGUAUGCAACAGAGAAAUUCGCUUUGUCAGAAAGCGUUUUUUCUCCUCCCAACAAGUUGAAUUCGUUGUGUU
Molecule: messenger RNA, 1748 nt
Organism: Oryza brachyantha (malo sina)
Lineage: Eukaryota; Viridiplantae; Streptophyta; Magnoliopsida; Poales; Poaceae
Product: enolase 1
Exons: 17
Coding region: 103-1443 (446 amino acids)
Biological process (GO): glycolytic process
Cellular component (GO): phosphopyruvate hydratase complex
Molecular function (GO): phosphopyruvate hydratase activity; magnesium ion binding
Source: RefSeq, a predicted model, not a curated record